This is a messenger RNA of Petromyzon marinus (sea lamprey), 4496 nucleotides long. The record is from RefSeq and is a predicted model, not a curated record. NCBI's taxonomy places the organism in Eukaryota, Metazoa, Chordata, Hyperoartia, Petromyzontiformes, Petromyzontidae.
CGCGCGUAGUGAACAUCGCCACUGGGGGGAGACAAAGACGGCCGGGCGUGGUUGCGAGGCCCCCAUCCCCUCGUGCAUAACAACAGUGCCGGGUCUUCACCGGAGCUGCGGCUCGCGACUCACAGCACUUGCCCCUCCAGUUUCGUUCGAGGCUACCUGGGGGAUCUUUGUCUCUGCUCGAUACGCGGAUGCGUGGGCCACACCUUGAGCACGUGGGGCUGUCACCUGUCCAGUCAGACCGGUCGGGGCUGUCCCGCCCUGAACGACGACAGCGGCCUCGCCACAGCGGGUGGCGGCGGCGGCCUGAAGUUCAGUCUGACGACACCCGGGACUCACACGGCCACAGCUCACAGACGAGGCGAGUCAAUAAGAGACGAGGACGCGAUGUCAGACGAGGAGGACCUGGAGGGGGGCUACGCCGUGGUGCUGUGUGGACGUUGCGACCUCCCCCAGGGGCUGCCUCACGCCGAGCUCACGCUGAGCUCACGCACACACAGAGAGGACGUGACGUGCAUUGUGGUCAAGGCGCCAUUUCUCGAUGUUUACGAACAGAUGACAAAAAUCCCAGAGAGUGAGAUAUUUUCAAAAAAAGACCUGAAAAUCGUAAAUGGAUCAGCAGCUUUGGGGAGGGGGCGCUACAUUCGGGAAUUCUCCUCCGAGCUGCUGGAGGAGGAGGAGGGAGGCAGCAGCGAGUGUGAGGAGUUUGAGGAUACCUGCACUACCUCUUACCUCAAAUGCUGCAAAACCAACCCCAACUUCAAUCCAGAGGCUGGGAUGCUUUCUGACAGAGAUUAUUCGAAGAGAGGAGCCAUGAACGGGAAGAUUGUGAACUUCAUGAUGCAAUACAAGGAGAGACAGUUCCAGUGGCUGGAGCACAUGGAGGACCAGGUGAAGACUCACUUCCCUCUGCACGAGAAGCGUAUCAGGGAGAAUCUGAUGAAGUCGUGGGGACACAUCCGUGCUCUAUUCAAACUGCAGCCCCUCAACCUCGUCAGGGCAUACUAUGGAGAGCAGGUGUGCAUGUACUUUGCGUGGCUGGGCUGGUACACCCACAUCCUGCUGGUGUCCACCUUGGUGGGAUUCGGUGUGUUCCUCUAUGGAGUGGCCACCUUCAACUCCAACGUGGUCAGCAAGGAGGUGUGCGAAGCGACGGACAUUGUCAUGUGUCCCCUGUGUGACGAGGGCUGCCACUUCUGGAACCUGUCGGACACGUGCACCUUCGCUAAGGUCGCCCAUCUGUUCGACAACAGCGCCACUGUGUUCUUCGCUGUCUUCAUGGCCGUUUGGGCCACAGUGUUUCUGGAGAUGUGGAAGCGCUACCGGGCAGUGCUCACCUGCAGAUGGGACCUCCUGGACAUGGGGGAGGAGGAGGACGAGUUGGUGCUGCGUACGGUGACGCGCCGCUACGUGCCGGGCCGGCCACGCUCGCCCCGCCACAGUGGCAGCGCCUUCCAACAUCACCAUCCUUCGUCGGCCUCGCCGUCGCCCUCGGGAAUCACGUGCCACAAGGUGCUCUCGCUGGUCAUCAUCUCCAUCGUCUGCUUCCUCAUGAUCUGCGUAGAGAUCAUUGCUGCGUACGCUAUCGUGGCGUAUCGCGUCCUCAUGAGGGACGUGCUGUCACGGAGAGUGGAGCCCGGAUUCUUCCGCAACAACGCCGGCCUCGUGGUGGUGGGGAGCGGAGCCAUUCUCCACUUCCUGCUCAUCCAGUGCAUGAACAAGGUGUGCGGCAUUGUGGCCUCAAAGUUGGCAAACAUCGGGAGCGUCUCGCGAGAGAAGAGGGAGCGACGAUUCUGCAUCUUCAUCUUUAUCUUCCAGUUCAUCAACCACUUCAGCUCCAUCUUCUACGUGGCGUUCUUCCUGGGCAGGUUCAUAGGGAGACCUGGUAACUACGCUCGCUGGUUUCAGUUGUACCGCCUUGAAGAGUGCCAUCCCAGUGGAUGCCUCAUCGACCUGUGUGUCCAGAUGGCCAUCGUCCUCUUCCUGAAGCAGCUCUUCAACAACGCCUUGGAGUUCGGCCGCCCCUUCUGCUGCCGCAAGCUGAGUGGUUCGAAGGGGGGGGCCCAGGGGGAGGGGGCGCCCCCCGUGGAGUGCUGGGAAGAAGACCUCCGCCUGGAGGAGCCUCCUGAACACUUCCUCGCUUACGAGUACCUCGAGAUGGUGCUGCAGUUUGGCUUCGUGACGAUCUUCGUUGCGGCGUUCCCGCUGGCCCCGCUGCUGGCGCUCACCAACAACCUGCUCGAGAUUCGCAUCGACGCGUGGAAGUUGUGCGCAUCCUGGCGGAGACCCGUGGCCAGGAGAGCACGGGACAUCGGAAUCUGGUUCGGGAUUCUGGAGUUCAUCGGCGUGGUGGCGGUGAUCACCAACGCGCUCGUCAUCGCCGUCACCUCCGACUUCAUCCCACGCCUCGUUUACAUCCACGCAUACGGACCCUGUGCUGGGCAGGGAGAAUACAGGACCAAGAGGUGUCUACAGGGCUAUGUGAACAGCAGUCUGUCCGUGUUCCACGUGCGCCACUUGGAGACUUCAACACAGCCAGCGCAGCGAGCCGGAGACCCCAACAACAACGACUCCUAACUGCAGGUACAGGGACUAUCGCCAACCCGUCCUUCUCGGAGCAGCAGUAUGAGUUCACCCCCAGUUCUGGUUCAUCCUCGCAGCGCGAUUCGCUUUCGUCUUCUUGUUCGAGCACCUGGUGGUGGCAAUCAAGGUGUGUGUGGCGUGGCUGAUCCCGGACAUUCCGCUCAAUGUCAAGACACGCAUCCUGCGCAAGAAGAGACUCAAGUACAAGAAGAAGCUUGCCGGUCUGGUGCAGGACCAGGAGAUUCGCAGACGCUCCGAGCAGCCCCCUCCGCCGGACAUCGAGGACCUCAGUGUGAGGAGUGCCGAGUCCCAGCCGACUCAGUCUUGGCCGGUCACUCCCCGGUCCAACCGAUAACCCCGUCCAAAAAACCUGUUUGAGCCGUGUGGUCAAAAACCGGUUAGCACUUCCGAGCGUCGGCGUCCGGGAACGUUUGAAUCUAUGUUGUUGUACGUACGUUGGACCUCUUUGGCACCAUACGUAGUUAAUUGCACUAAUUGGAGGUGCAGAGGAAGGGAUUUAAUUAUGAUGAGAACACCGACAAAGUCGUGGUGAGACGAGGCCGCAACGAAGAAGGAUGUCUCUGGUGAAGGCCAAUCAAUUGCAAAGACAAUGCAUACAUUAUUAUCAGAACAUGUUUUGCCACAAGCACGUGUGGGUUAAUGCAGAUUUGAUGCCCUGAAAUAGCAGUGUGUGUUUCUUGCAGUUGUGGCCGUCUCUCCGAUCCGGCCGUUGUCAGCCUCGCGAGAUUAACUCUGUUGGUCCAAAAUUCUGUUCUGCAAAGCUAAACCUACACCCGCUGUGGAACUGCUAUUGAGCCAAAUCCACAACUAAACUUUUGUAUUUUAGCAGGUGAGGCCCACUGAGCUAUGUAGCUCUUUUUCAGAAGCAUCCUGGCCAUUACGAAUUAUAGCAGCUCAACCAAGUUGCUGAUCUCAUCAUCACGGGGGAAUUUAUAGCAGCAGCCAAAUACUCUAAACGCCUGUUUCUAAAUGUGGAGAGAAAGACCGGAGGACGCGGAGAAAAAUCCACACAACCACGGUGAGAAAGAGAGACGCAAACUCCAAAUAGACAGCAGCAGGCGUCAGGGUUGGGAUCGAACCCACGCACACCUGUGUACCAGGCGAGGGAGAUGACAUCUCACAGCCACCGUCGCGCCAAUGCUGAGAAACCCCCCUCCCCUGCAAAACCAUCAAUUGAGAUCUCACGACAGCAGCAGCAGCAACUUCACACCCCCCCACCCGUCUCCCCAACCCUACUGCUGGGAACAACAACAUGGACAGGACCCUCCUGAAAAAUAAAGCCAUGCGACUCGGUGAGGCUUGCCAUGGUUAAACACACGGUCAUUGUGAACCCUGUCAGAAACGGAGAGACCCAGACUUGGGGCUUGAACUCGACGUUUAGUGGGCAGUGGUUUCAAGUGACACGGCCAUUAUGAACCCAAAGAGAGAGACACCCAGAUCCAGGGCUUGAACCCAGGGUCUCAGUGGCAGUGCUUUCGAGAGAAUGUGUGUGUGCGUAUGUACGCAUGUUGAACUUCUUUGUGUAUGUAAGUGUGUACGUAUAUUGAACUUUUUUUCACACCGUACGUAGUCAACACUGCUAGGACAACAAACUAAACACAAACAUAAUUUCUAAAGAAACGAGUUUUCAAUCUAGAUUAUUUAAAAGUGCAUAGCUCCCAGUGGCUUCCUAAAAUCAGGAGGAAGAGCGGUCCAGACGGCCGCAGAAGCGUAUUUGAAAGAGCGCAAUGCGGUGAGCGGCUAUGUUCGAUGACAAGCCAGAAGCAGCUGCUGCGAGGAUGAGUCCAAGUGAGCCGAGUUGGAAGCUGGGAGAUUAUUGAUAAGGCCAACGUGGGUCAUGUGUGUUGGGCAGUUUCCCCGCGUUCUGUAAUAAAUCUGUAACCCUUUUAAACUGA